AUGCUAGGUUAUGGUACGGUUCAAUAUGAUAUGGUAAAGAAAGCUCUGGUCAUUGCUAAUGAAUGCUUUGGUUUUCCUUCCCAGCUGAGAUACCAGCAUGGCCUGUCCACUCCAGACCUCCGCCAGACCCUGCCCAACCUCAAGAACUUCCUGGAGCAUGGCCUUCUAGUCCAAUGGUAAGUACCUGUAGAAGUCCACUCUCAUUCUCCGUGUCUUAGUAGUAUUAGGCCACCCCACAUAGCACUCUUGCUUUCACUAUCUCUACAUCUUUUUCACUUCAGAUGGUUUCAGUUGAAAAUAUUGGUGAACAAAGCAGUGUAUGUUUCUUAGGGAUCUUCAAAACCAGCCUAAGGAGUUCAGAGUUAAACUCCACAUGCUUUUGAACUUACUGUUUGUUUGCAGCUAUUUCAUGGGGUCUGAUAGACGUCAGACAUUCAUUCAGAUCUCCUGAGCCUCAGGCCGCAGGCAUUGAAUGACCCCACCAUAGAACCUGAGAAUCAGCCCAUAGUAGAGACUAGAGACUUUCCCGGACUACUGCCGCCGGUCCACCCAUCACAGAACAUUGACUUGAAUGGGGAUACCUGUUCUAGUAAUUCUAAUUCUAUGACUCCGACUCCAACCAUCCAGCACACAGCCCUAUAAAAGGGAAAAUUAUCUUCUUUGAUCUGCUCUGCUCUCCCAGGGUCAGCAAAAGGGGGAAAUGUGUUUUACAACCUUAAUUGAAUAACCUUUUGUUUUGAAAGGAAAGAGGCCAUGUUAAAGCAAAGCAAUUGAAUCCUUGCCUCCUCCAUCUUCUCCUAAUGGGAAGUGGAAGCCCUUAACCCUUUACACUCAUGGGAAUUUGCCUAUAUGGAUAGGGCUACAUUGAAAUGUUUCUAACAGAAUAAAUAUGAAAAGCAGAUGCAUAACCAUGGUAGCAAUUGAAAGGGAACAGAUUGGAGGUUAUGGGAAUGUUAUUAAACCAAAGGUGAGGACACAACAGUUCACCUGACACAAGACUGAAUCCAAACAUAAACUGUUGAGUUUAUGUGCAUUUUACAUUUACUGUACUUUUUGCUGCAUUUGUUGAUAACAAAAAUUGAAAAUACUCUGGAUACAUUCAGUAACAUGAAAAAUGUGGGUAGGUGCAACAUAAGACAAACAUUUCUUACAAGGGUUUGAGUGAGUGGACUCUGGUGUCUCCAAGUGGCCACACACCUCUCCAAAGUGUCUUCAACUAUAAGGUACAUUUUUAAGCUCUCCUAGCUGUGCCGUUGAGGAACUAGAUCAAGCACACUUGUAGUUGUUUUGUUUGGAACACAACCCUGCAUCCUCGCCAUCACACAAUUGGGGCGCUAUUUUAACGAACCUAACACAAUUGUAAAUCUAAGCGCAGGCGGUAGCGCUAUAGGUUCAGGGGUGCUCGGCCAUGGAAACCCAUUUCAUGAAGCUCCCGACGAACAGUUACUGUACUGAUUUUGCUUCCAGAGACCGUUUGGAACUCGGUAUUGAGUGUUGCAACUGAGGACAGACGAUUUUUACGCGCUUCAGCACUCGGCGGUCCGUUCUGUGAGCUUGUGUGGCCUACCACUUCGCGGCUGAGUCGUUGUUGCUCCUAGAUGUUUCCACUUCACAAUAACAGCACCUACAGUUGACAUAGGCAGCUCUAGCAGGGCAGAAAUUUGACAAACUGACUUGUUGGAAAGGUGACAUCCUAUGACGGUGCCACGUUGAAUGUCACUGAGCUCUUCAGUAAGGCCAUUCUACUGCCAAUGUUUGUCUAAGGAGAUUGCAUGGCUGUGUGCACUAUUUUAUACACCUGUCAGCAACGGGUGUGGCUAAAAUAGCCAAAUCCACUAAUUUGAAAGGGUGUCCACAUACUUUUGUUCCCGUCUUGAGAGCCUGCCUUACCCGUACAAACACAUACUCUCAUACACACACACAGGGCUGAAACCUUCGUCAGGGGCCGGUGGCUGGCUGCUCACACUAAGCACAAACUGUCUGUGUGAGAACCUUUAGUCUUAACAGGCCAUAAGUUCGGUCCUCGUCACAGGACCCACAUAGUUCUCCCCUCUAACCGACUCAGACAGCAGGUACUGGGGGACAGUGAAACACUGAAACAGGGAGGACAUGCAUUAAAUUCUACUCUCCUUUUGCAUGGAACUUAUUUUAUUGACCCUCCUCUCCACCAUAUCACUUCCAGUUGCCCCUGCCUGAAAAAGCCUCAAUUCAGAUACUAUUUCCAGCGGAGGGGCCAAGCAUAUGAAAUAUGGACGCAUAAAAAUGCUGUGCGGCAGCUGCAGGGAGUUAACCGGUAGACUGUGAGAGGGAGAGAGGUUUGAUAUCCGUUCCCCUCUCCUCCCCUCUAUACGGGGGUGGUGGUAGGGCGAGGGCAUGUCCAAGGGAACCGUUUCCAUCCAUGAACUGUAGAGAUGUUUCCCCCUCCAUAUAUUGCUAAUUCAGCAUGUACAAUAAGCUGACUAGGAGGGCUCCUCAUGCAUGGGUACAUGGGCUUUAUCCAGGGGACUUCAUUGGGAAAUAUAUGGGUGUGUUUAGGGUUUGUACUUUACAGGAGACUGUGUGUUUUCUUUAAUGUUUCUACACUGAUCCCUUCCUACUAAAACAGUUGCAAACAGAGUCAAGACUUCUGUAGAUCCCAGUCACUGUAGACACAGGUGUAUAGAAGUGGAAGGGCUUGUAAACCUAGCCCCCUAAUGUUACAGAACCAAGCAUGUGGUUAAGGGAGCCAGUUACUUUAGGGUGAAUGGUAACUAAAAUAGAGUGAGUGAAAAGAAAGUGUUAAACAUUACAGUGAGGAACAUUACCAAAGCAGUUCUUCUUGCUUUGUGAACGGAACCGCCCCCCAAAGGUUUUGAAAAACCCCUGGUGAGAGAACAGUGAUAACAGACGUAAAGCUGGACCACUCCCUGUUGCCUUUAAACCAUCAGCCACAAAUGUAUGCCCACACACACAGACACACACUCACAGAACACACAGGAGGAAGUGUUUAGCCUUGCUCGGUCCUGUGUGUGUGUGUCUGUGUGUCCGUGUGCGUCCGUCCACCUGAAACAACCAAGCAUGUUCAGACAAAAUGACCAAUAACAGGGUCAGGAAUACUGGUACUGAUUUGUGUCAGUAAAUGACUGAACAUGCAUUGCAGUGAAGCUGUUAAAUGUCACAUCCAGCACAGUAGGUGUUUCAUUAUGUGGAGAUGAUUGUUCCAGUAAAGCCAUAGGGAUGGUAAUUGUUGAGAUAGUAAUAGCAGACGCCUAAUGUUGGGGAGGAACUCAUGCAGUAUAAUGAAUCAAAUAAAACUAAUGUGCUUGGAUGAGUGUGAGCAUUCCUACACAGACAGACACACUGACGCACACACACACACUGACAGACACACACACACACAGUUGGCUGUGCGUUGCAGGGUGUGUGUGUGUGCAUGUGUUUGUCUGUGUUUCUGUGUGCGUGUUAGCUGUACUGUGGUCCCUAUGGAUGAGAUCACAUCUGGAGGAAUGCUCCCCACCACCAGGCCUCUCUAUGAAUCAGACACCCCAGCCCAGCGCACAACUCCUUUAUGUGUCACUGAGACUCUGAGUACUAUACUAACAACACCAGCCGAUAUCAUUAUUAGUUGCCAUUCGUUGAGAUACUGUAUUGACUCCCGUCAGCUAUGUCAUUGUAAUGUGACAUGUCGCAAAUGAACGGAAUGUGGACAGUGUCACACUAUCUGUCGUACUGUGAAACAGUGUGGGAUACAGUAGUUCUCACCUCUAUUUGGAUUAGGUUGUUAUAGCUCGGCUAUGUCUUUAUAUCUGUGCCAUACAAAACUGCUGAGAAUAAAGUAAACUACAAUGUAGUCACUAUUGGCAACUUGUACAAUAUGUUAUACAUGCUGUGCUAUGGUGAUUUUGAUACGAUGGUUACGUUCUCCAUCUUCAAAAGGCCAGACUUGGAGAAAGGAGAUGUUCACUUAAAUCCCCCCCCUCAUUAAGUAAAACUUAAUGAGGAGUUAAAACAUCCAGAGUGAAGUACUGUGUCCCUUAAUCACAGGUCCUCCAAUGUCCACCCUGAAAGAGAGCAGGAUGCUUACAGUACACUAUGCCUGGCUAAUGUGUUAAGUACACUAUAUAUACAAAAGUAUGUGGACACCCCUUCAAAUUAGUGGAUUCGGCUAUUUCAGCCACACCUGUUGCUGACAGGUGUAUAAAAUAGAGCACACCGCCAUGCAAUCUCCAUAGACGAACAUUGGCAGUAGAAUGGCCUUACUGAAGAGCUCAGUGACUUUCAACGUGGCACCAUCACCACCUUUCCAACAAGUCAGUUCAUCAAAUUUCUGCCCUGCUAGAGCUGCCCCGGUCAAAUGUACAUUAUGUUAUUGUGGUAGGCCACACAAACUCACAGAACAGGACUGCCGAGUGCUGACGCGCAUAGCGCGUAAAAAUGGUCUGUCCUCGGUUGCAACACUCACUACCGAGUUCCAAACUGCCUCUGGAAGCAAAAUCAGCACAAGAACUGUUUGUCGGGAGCUUCAUGAAAUGGGUUUCCAUGGCCGAGCAGCCGCACACAAGCCUAAGAUCAUCAUGCGCAAUGCCAAGCGUCGGCUGGAGUGGUGUAAAGCUUGCCGCCAUUGGACUCUGGAGCAGUGGAAACGCGUUCACUAGAGUGAUGACGUAUGCUUCACCAUCUGGCAGUCCGAUGGACGAAUCUGGGUUUGGCGGAUGCCAGGAGAAUGCUACCUGCCGGAAUGCAUAGUGCCAGCUGUAAAAUUUGGUGGAGGAGGAAUAAUGGUCUGGUGAUGUUUUUCAUGGUUCGGGCUAGGCCCCUUAGUUCCAGUGAAGGGAAAUCUUAACGCUACAGCAGACAAUGACAUUCUAGACGAUUCUGUGCUUCCAACUUUGUGGCAACAGUUUGGGGAAGGCCCUUUCCUGUUUCAGCAUGACUGCAAGCCAGGCCUAAUCGCCCAACAUCAGUGCCCGACCUCACUAGUGCUCUUGUGGCUGAAUGGAAGCAAGUCCCCAUAGCAAUGUUCCAACAUCUAGUGGAAAGCCUUCCCAGAAGAGGGGAGGCUGUUAUAGCAGCAAAGGGGGGACCAACUCCAUAUUAAUGCCCAUGAAUUUGGAAUGAGAUGUUCGACGAGCAUGUGUCCACAUACUUUUGGUCAUGUAGUGUACUUAAGUAAAAAUACUGUAAAGUACUACUUGUCAUUGUUUUGGGUAUCUGUACUUUACUUUACUAUUUAUGCUUUUGACAACUUUUACUUUUACUCCACUACAUUCCUGAAGGAAAUAUGUACUUUUUACUCUCAUACAUUUUCCCUGACACCCAAAAGUACAUUUCGAAUGCUCAGGCAGGAUAGCAGUAGUCAAAUUCACGCACCUACCAAUAGAACAUGUUGUCAACCCUACUGCCUCUGAUCUGGCGGACGCACUAAACACAAAUACUGUGUUUGUAUAUUAUGUCAGUAUGAAAAAUGUAUGCACUCACUAACUGUAAGUCGCUCUGGAUAAGAGCGUCUGCUAAAUGACUAAAAUGUAAAUGUAAAUGUCUGAGUGUUGGAGUGUGCCCCUGUCUGUUUUACUUAAUAUAAGGAAUUUGAUUUAUAGCAUUUACUUAACUUUUAACUUUUAAUCAAGUAUGACAAUUGAGUACUUGUUCCACCACUGUAUUUAAGGACAUUUAAAACUAGAUACUUUUAGACUUUUACUCAAGUAGUGUUUUACUCUGUGACUUUCACUUUUACUUGAGUCAUUUUUUAUUAACCUUUACGGGAUCGGUGUCCUGUAUACGGGACGGUUGAGCUAACGUGCGCCAAUGUGAUUAGCAUGACUGUUGUAAGUAACAGCAAACUUUCCAGGACAUGGACAUGUCUUAUAUGGGCAGAAAGCUUAAAUUCUUGUUAAUCUAACUGCACUGUCCUAUUACAGUGUACAUGCAGGCAUCUGUGUUGGCCAGCUCUCUCCUGGGUCCAAACCUAGGUUCUCCUAAAGCUGAUAUGGAUUUCUGUGUGGUAGGGGCACUGGGAAAGAGCCAGGGAGAAACUAGAAGGCCUGAUAUUAAUUCAAAUCAGAGAUGGGAUCAGUCUGAGCUCUUGCCCCGAGGACGUCGUUCAGUGAAUAACAGACUGAAGGCAGUCAUUAGCUUGUUAUAAAUGACGGAUGGAACGUUUGAAACUCCUGCUUAAUAAACAGUCAGCUCCAACCUAUCCUCUGUUUGGAUAGGUGCCCGGCCUGGGCCACGGUUUGGUUUCGCUCGAUGGAAUGAUAAUUCAGUUCUCAUGGAAGGUCUUUAUUUUAUUAAUGUUUUUUUUUAAAUUAUUAUUAUAUACACUACCAGUCAAAAGUUUGGACACACCUACUCAUUCAAGGGUUUUUCUUUAUUUUUACAAUUUUGCAAGUUGUAGAAUAAUAGUGAAGACAACAAAACUAUGAAAUAACACAUAUGGAAUCAUGUAGUAACCAAAAAAGUGUUAAACAAAUCAAAAUAUAUUUUAUAUUUGAGAUUCAUAAAAUAGCCACCCUUUGCCUUGAUGACAGCUUUGCACACUCUUGGAAUUCUCUCAACCAGCUUCACCUGGAAUGCUUUUCCAACAGUCUUGAAGGAGUUCCCACAUAUGCUGAGCACUUGUUGGCUGCUUUUCCUUCACUCUGCCGUCCGACUCAUCCCAAAUCAUCUCAAUUGGGUUGAGGUCGGGGGAUUGUGGAGGCAAGGUCAUCUGAUGCAGCACUCCAUCACUCUCCUUCUUGGUAAAAUAGCCCUUACACAGCCUGGAGGUGUGUUGGGUCAUUGUCCUGUUGAAAAUCAAUUUAUAGUCCCACUAAGCCCAAACCAGACGGGAUGGCGUAUCGCUGCAGAAUGCUGUGGUAGCCAUGCUGGUUAAGUGUGUCUUGAAUUCUAAAUAAAUCACAGACAGUGUCACCAGCAAAGCACCCCCACACCAUAAAACAUCCUCCUCCAUCCUCUGCUACAACUCCCCUACGCAUUGCUUCUUGACACACUGCGCGCUUAACCCGGAAGCCAGACGCACCAAUGUAGGGCGGCAGGUAGCUUAGUGGGUAAGAGCGUUGUGCCAGUAACCGAAAGGUCGCUGGUUCUAAUCCCCGAGCCGACUAGGUGAAAAAUCUGUCGAUGUGCCCUUGAGCAAGGCACUUAACCCUAAUUGCUCCUGUAAGUCGCUCUGGAUAAGAGCGUCUGCUAAAUGACUAAAAUGUAAAUGUAAAUGUAAUGUGUCAGAGGAAACCCCGUCCAACUGACGACUGAAGUCCGCUUGCAGGCGCCUGCCCCGCCACAAGGAGUCGCUAGAGCACAAUGAGACAAGGAAAUCCCGGCCGGCCAAACCCUCCCCUAACCCGGACGAAGCUGGGCCAAUUGUGGGCCGCCCCAUGGGUCUCCCAAACCCGAGGCUGUAGUGGUGCCUCAGCACUGUGAUGCAGUGCCUUAGACCGCUGCGCCACUCGGGAGGCCUGGGAGGUCUGUUUUUAUUCCCGUCUUCCAAAUCAGUUUUUGUUUUACAUUUUUGGAGCGUGCUCAAAACACACCAGAAUGAUUUUGUUUAAGAGUUCACAGAUACAAGACACUAAUGGCAAACCAUUUGUCUUUGUCUUGGAGAAAACUGAUCAAGCGUUUUGAACAGUAUGUUGUUUCUAUUUAACCUCGGUAAUGGGAUAUAUCGUCGUUAAGGGCCAAUGUGAAGGCAUUUGCAUUAGAUGUUUUCAGAUAGACAGUGAAUAAGUACAGCACAGUACAUCCCCAGUUAUGGCUCAAAAGAAGAACACUCAUUCCAGAUUAUCUCAACUCCUUAUCUAUUUGUUUUACCGUGCAUGAACGUUUGACCUCAUCUUAUGUGUUCCUGUAAGCGCCUUAUUAAAUGCUGUCCGUGAGCUGUAAUUAUCAUCAGGUAUGACAUGGGCCAUCCACUCUGUGCAUGUACUGUAUACUCUAUGCUAUGGGUCCUCUUUUAUAGAGCACUCUGUGGACUGGGUGAGAACCGCUGUCUUGUCUCGUGUCUAUGACUCCCUCAUCAGGAGUGAGUCGCGCGCGUGUGUUUUUAAUACCCUGUGCGCUGCUGUCUCCAUAGGAGGCAGGGGCCACAGUCAGGACCCUCUUUACAAGCUACCAUGUGUUGAGUCCUGAAGCACUCCAUCAAACAGUUUGUCAAUGACCAGUCAGUCGUGUUUGAAACAUCCCCUGGCGAAGGUCUCUAUGUCCUCUGUGUGUGACCUGCUGUCACAUGCUAGACUAGACUUUAUCUGACAGACAACCAGGCGUCUGAUACAGGGACAUCACCACCCAGUGACCUCACCACCCCAUUAAGCCGUUUAACUAGCCAGGAUCAUUUACCCAGGCUCCUCUGUUCUCUAACCAGCCACAGGUGGACCUCUGACAGCACAGGGGCCCAAUUUCGCCUUUGACCCCGUGAGAUAUGCCACCAAUGACGCCUCUCAUACCUGAAUUAACAGGUUAAGUAUGGCUAAACAGGGUGGUGACGUUGGCCCGGCUAUGGCCCCCUUGUUUAAGUUAAUUUACAGUUGGGGUUUGCAUGGGACAAAUGGGGGUUGCAGUCUACAGAUGAGAUCUGCUCUGCUGUGUCCGUUAUCUGUUAUUCCGCAAAAAUGUAUUGGAUUCUUUCUAGGAGGCAUGCUGUGAGCUUCCACUAUGCAGGGCCCUGCUGUCACAUGAGCUGAGCAAAUGUUUUUUAAUGUAAUAAUGGGGAGUGAUUUGCAGUGGGCCAGCUGUCUGGGCUCUGGAUCAGGAGAGGGAGAGAUGAGAUCAAUGAAGAACCAUGUCCGAUCAGAGAGGCCUGGGGGCUGGGCAGGAGAGGGGGGCCUCCCUCCCUCUCUCCAUGACCCUCGUUGAAUGUGAAAGACUUAUGAGCAUAUCCAUCAUCUCUCUCUUUCUUUCUUUCUCUCCCUCUCUCUCCUCUCCCACAGUGACCGGCACCAUGUCUCCAGCUCCAUCCCGGUCCCAACAGGAGCCAAGUCUCAGCUCAAUGUCUCGGCUGCGUCCGAAGUGGGCUUCCCCACCCACACCAGCUCUCCUGACCGGGGCUUGCUGAGGAAAAGGGCCAGCUCCGAGGCAGACAAGCAGAAGUACAAGGCCUCCCCUCCUCCCAGCUACAACACGACCAUGGCCAUGGACCAGCCCCAGAGUGCACCGCCCGACCCCUCCCCCAAGCACUUGUCCUCCUCCCUGGACUUUAGCAUUGACCUGGCCAAGACUCUGGAGGUUCAGGCACAGGCACCAGUCCUUGGGGAGGGAGAGGGCGAUCGAGUGGUAGAGGGAGGUGGAGAAGGAGAGGUAGAAAGUGAGGUAAAGGAGGUUGUGGAGGAGCAAGAGCAACAGCCCUCCAGCACUACUACAGGAGGCUCAGAUUCCCUCACUCCGGCUGGGGGCACCACCAGUGAGCAAGUGGAGGAGGUGGCACCCACCAGCGAGCAGUAUGCAGACCAUACCAUGAACGGCUCAGUAUUGCCAGGCGAGGGGCUGGCGGGGCCCGCAACAGGGCUAACGUUGACCAUGGCAUUAAACCCAGAGAUGUGCUGCUCGGUGGAGCAGGCAGAGGAGAUUAUGGGGACUGAGGCAACAGGCCUGGGUUUAGGGAUGGGCCUGGGGGAUGGGGCCAGGCUGGAGGACUACCCCUGCAUCCCUGUGGAGCACGCCGUGGCCGUGGAGUGUGACGAGCAGGUUCUGGGCGAGCUGGACGCCGCCGGCUUUGAGGAGUUCUCCCGCCGCAUCUAUGCACUAAACGAGAACAUGUCCAGCUUCCGCAGGCCGCGCAAGAACACUGAGAAGUGA
Messenger RNA from Coregonus sp. 'balchen', 9765 nucleotides. The record is from the annotation of a GenBank genome assembly. Lineage: Eukaryota; Metazoa; Chordata; Actinopteri; Salmoniformes; Salmonidae.